CGAACCAAAGUAGUCGGACGGGACCAGAUCAGGGCUAUAUGGUGGGUGUUCAAGUCUUUGAAGCCUCAUUCGUGUACAUCAGCCUUGGAGAGCUAAACGGUGCGGACUGGAGCAUUAUCAUGAAGUAAGCGCACACCUUGGCAGAUUUUACCGUGCCUUUUUUCGAUAAUUUGGGACGCAAUUGCCUUAAUGGAUGACAUAGUGUGGGCUCGUGACCAUACAGAUGGUUACAUUUUGGGAAGAAUAACAGAACUACUAGAAGAUGGAGUUGAAGUUACACCCCAAAGUUCCAAAUUACCCAAAAGAUUUCUACCGUUCAGUGAAAUAUUUAGAGCCAAUCUAGAUGACAAUAAAGAUUAUGAUGACAAUUGUGAAAUGAUGUUUCUUAAUGAGGGAUCACUAUUAAAUAACAUACGCAUACGUUACUACAAAGAUAAAAUUUAUUCGUAUGUUGCCAAUAUUUUAAUAGCUGUUAACCCUUACAAAGACAUUCCCAUAUUAUAUGCCCCAGAAACCAUAAAAAACUACAAAGGGAAAUCUUUGGGCCAACUACCACCACAUGUAUUUGCAAUUGCUGAUAAAGCCUAUAGAGAUAUGUUAGUUUUGAAGCAAUCACAAUCUAUAAUAGUUAGUGGAGAAUCUGGUGCUGGAAAAACUGAAUCCACGAAACAUUUACUGAAAUUUUUAUGCGACAAUUGGGGAGCUGAGGUUGGUACUCUAGAAAAGAAAAUCUUAGAUGCCAAUCCAGUAUUAGAAGCAUUCGGAAAUGCUAAAACUACAAGAAACAAUAACAGUUCAAGGUUUGGUAAAUUUAUAGAAGUUCAUUUCGAUAACAAAUUUAAAGUAGCCGGUGGUCACAUAUCCCAUUAUCUUCUAGAAAAAUCUAGGAUAUGUUCAGCUGAAGGGGAUGAAAGGAAUUAUCAUAUUUUUUAUUUGUUAUUGGCUGGAGCUCCAGAUAACUUGAGAAGCCAAUUGAAUCUUACGCAACCCGAUGACUUUAAUUACUUAAAACAUGGCUGUACGAAAUACUUCACUUCAACAGCUACAGAAAAAAAAUUGGAUGCUAGCCGAAAAAGUUCUGAUCAUAAAAAAGGGGCGCUUAAUGAUAUUCUUUUGGAUGAUGUAAAUGGUUUCCUGGAACUGGACCAAGCUUUGUCACGAUUGGAAAUCAAUGAAUCCGACAGACAUUAUAUAUAUUCAACAGUGGCGGCUGUGCUACAUUUGGGUAACAUUGAAUUUGAGGAUAAUCCCGAAGAUACGAGGGGAGGAUGCAGAGUAAUUGCUUCAAAAGAAAAACACUUACUUAUAGCAUCUAAAUUAUUAGAAAUCGAUCCCAAUGAACUUAAGCAGGCAUUAAUUUCACGAGUUAUGCAGAGUGCACGAGGUGGAAUGAAGGGAACUGUUAUUAUGGUACCUUUAAAAACUUAUGAAGCGGUUAAUGCAAGAGAUGCAUUAGCAAAAGCUAUCUACAGCAAUUUGUUCGACUAUAUUGUGAACAGGAUAAAUAAAAGUAUACCAUUUCAGGCAUCUACUUAUUAUAUAGGUGUCUUGGAUAUUGCUGGAUUUGAAUUCUUUACUGUAAAUAGUUUUGAACAAUUCUGUAUCAACUACUGCAAUGAAAAACUACAACAAUUCUUCAACGACAUGAUUUUAAAGUCUGAACAGGAAUUGUACAAAAGGGAAGGUCUCAAUGUACCAGAAAUACAGUUUGUUGAUAAUCAAGAUUGCAUAGAUGUAAUAGAAACUAAAAACAAUGGAAUAUUAACUCUUCUCGAUGAGGAAUCCAAACUUCCCAAACCCAGUUACACUCACUUCACUGAAGAAAUUCACAAAAUAUGGUCGAAAGAAUAUAGAUUGGGACUUCCUAGAUCUUCUAAACUAAAGGCACAUCGCAACCUUAGGGAUAACGAGGGUUUUUUGAUAAGACAUUUUGCUGGUGCAGUUUGUUAUCAAACAAAAUAUUUUAUUGACAAAAAUAACGAUGCUCUCCAUGCAUCCCUUGAAGGCAUUAUUCAAGAAAGUGGGAAUAAAUUUAUACAAGCAUUGUUUUCAACUUCAAGUACUAUGAAAGGCAAACUUACAUUUAGCAGUGUAGGAAAUAAAUUCAAGAUUCAACUAGGAGAAUUAAUGGAGAAAUUAAGGAGCAACGGUACUAAUUUUAUUCGUUGUGUAAAGCCAAAUUCUAAAAUGGUGGAUCAACAGUUUGAUGGAAAUUUGAGUUUAAUGCAAUUGAAAUGUUCCGGAAUGACAACUGUUUUAGAACUCAUGGAAUAUGGGUAUCCAAGUAGAACAUCCUUCAAUGAACUUUAUCAAAUGUACAAACAAUAUAUACCCAAAGAACUAACAACUCUGUCGCCUAAACAAUUCUGUGAAGCAAUGUUUCAUGCUUUGAAGCUCCACGACAAGGAUUUCAAAUUUGGUGUAACAAAAGUUUUCUUCAGACCAGGAAAAUUUGCCGAGUUCGAUAACAUCAUGAAAUCUGAUACGGAAAAUAUGAAAAAUAUAAUAGGACAAGUGAAGAAAUGGUUAGUUAAAUCUAGAUGGAUUAAAGCACAAUUCUGCGUGCUAACGGUGAUCAAAAUGAAAAACAAAAUUGCUUGGAGAAAAGAGGCCCUUAUUAUUGUGCAGAAAACUAUUAAAGGUUAUUUGGCAAGAAAACAACACCGCCAUAGAAUAUUAUCAUUGAGAAACAUCCGAAGUUUGAACACCAAUUUAAAACAAAUUGAACAGAGCGCCCAACAAUUGAAAAAAGAUAAAGAUUUAGUUACAAAUGGCAUUAAUACUUUGAAAACACAGUUUGACGCAGCUAUAGAUGCAAUCAAGAAAAACGAGAAAAUGGACAAGGCAGCAAUUGAGGAUUUGUAUAAAUCCCUAGUUGACAAAGUAAAUCAACAAAUGGCAUCGCUACAAAAGAAAAUCCAAGAACAGAAGAUCGCCGAAGAGCAGGAACGUUUGAGGAAGAUACAAGAGGAACUAGAGAAACAGAGAAAGUUGAAGGAAGAAGAAGAGCGAAGAUUGAGAGAGGAAGAGGAAAACAGAAGACUUAAAGCUGAGAUGGAAGCUAGAAGGAAGAUAGAGGAAGAAGAAAGAAGGAAGCAGGAAGAAGCUGAUAGAUUAUUGGCAUUGAAACUUAAAAAGCAGCAUGAAAAAGAAGAGGAAGAACAAAGACGAUUGCAAGAACAAGAAGAACAGGAAAAGCAAGAUAGGGAACUUGCUCUACGCCUUGCGCAAGAAAGCAAUGGUUCUAUCGAAGAAAGUCCACCGAUGACACGCAACGGCACGGUAGAACCAGACAAAAUCAUCAAGUUGAACAGAUCAGAAGCUCACAGAAACCACCAAGCAUCUAUGGCCAACAGCAAGUACGAUCUAUCUAAAUGGAAAUACUCAGAUUUACGUGAUACUAUCAACACGUCCUGUGAUAUCGAACUGCUAGAAGCUUGCCGACAUGAAUUCCACCGUCGACUUAAGGUAUACCACGCAUGGAAGGCGAAGAACCGUAAACGUAACAUUAUGGACGAAAAUGGUCGCGCUCCACGUUCUCUCAUAGAAUCUGCUGCAAAAACUCCUCAAAGAGGUAUACAAAAACCUGUUUUAGACAAUAACACUCAAAGGUUUUUCCGUAUGGCAUUUCAGCGACCUGAUAACGAACCUGGUAGCCGUGGAUGGUGGUACGCUCAUUUUGAUGGCCAGUAUAUUGCCCGACAGAUGGAAUUGCACCCAAAUAAAGCUCCUGUAUUGUUAGUUGCAGGUAAGUUCUUAACAUCGAAUCAAAUACGAGAAAUUUUUAUCUUUGUACCUGUUUACGCCCACCAAAACCAACUUAAUUUAAACCGACAUCCCUACUCAAACUACCAGACAACAAAAUACUGUUUAAUUUUAAAUAAUAAAUUUAUUUGGAUUUUAUAUUUAUCAAAAUUUUGCUCUUGUACUUAAUAUCAGACAGAAAUUUGAAAUACUUAAAACUAAAGGAUAGAAGAAAAGAAUUGAUGCUAAUAGAGGAAUGAGACAUAUUUAGUCCAAGUAAAAUGAUAGUGUGUAGCGAAAAAAAUUUAAACAUAUCCAGAGAACCGUUUAGUGGAAUAAUGAAAUACUCAAACUGACGAAGAAAAAGAAUCUAGCAUAUAGAAAAAACGGAACUCAAAAAGACAGCGAAGAAUAUGACAGGAAAAUAAAUAGAGAAAAAGAGGUAUUUGAAGGAGUCAAAAUGGAAAGUUGGAAAAAUUUGAUUAAGAAAUUGAUGCAGCCCUAAAAAUAAAUAGCAAAAGAUAUUAUGGAGGAUAAACACAAACAGAUGAAGACAAAAGUAGAGGCAAAUAAGUAUAAUAUGAUAAUACUACAAAGAUAACACAAACAAAGAAAACAGAAGAGAUAACCAAAAAUAAUUAAUAAAAACAAACAAGAAAUUUGGUAAAAAAUAGGAAAAUGAAAUAGAGAAGAAAAUGAACACAUAAUGAGAAUGAUGAAGAAAAUAAUAAAAUAAACGGUAAAAAGGUAAAUUGGUUUGGACAUAUAAUAAGAAUGAACCAACACAAAAUGACCAGUAGAAUAAUGAAGGUAGAACAAGGAAAAA
Molecule: messenger RNA, 4570 nt
Organism: Diorhabda carinulata
Lineage: Eukaryota; Metazoa; Arthropoda; Insecta; Coleoptera; Chrysomelidae
Gene: jar
Product: myosin heavy chain 95F
Exons: 19
Coding region: 190-3933 (1247 amino acids)
Biological process (GO): vesicle transport along actin filament; actin filament organization; endocytosis
Cellular component (GO): actin cytoskeleton; endocytic vesicle; cytoplasm
Molecular function (GO): ATP binding; microfilament motor activity; actin filament binding
Source: RefSeq, a predicted model, not a curated record